Symbiodinium sp. CCMP2456 is the source of this 846-nucleotide messenger RNA. The record is from the annotation of a GenBank genome assembly. NCBI's taxonomy places the organism in Eukaryota, Dinophyceae, Suessiales, Symbiodiniaceae.
AUGACGGGCCAUCUCCGAACACCGAGGACUGAAAAGAAGUCCGAAAUGAAGCCGGUGGACGAGACUCACGUUGAGGCCUCCCGGCCCCAAUCGGAGGGGGAUCCCCUGCGGCAGAAGCUGCGCGCCCUGGGAUCAAGCUUCGCAAGCUUGGGGCAACAAGUGGACCAAGAUGCCAGGAGGCGUCGUGAGCUGGCUUCACACCGCUGCCAGGAGCUCCUGGUGGCUCUGGGAAAGCUGGAGCACGAGCUCACGGACGAGACCCACAAUCGCGAUAAAGAGUUGGCCGACUUGAGACAGGCGAUGGAGAAGAGAUUGGCCCAAAUGGUAGAGACCAUCCAAUCGAGGAUUUCUGACCGCUUCGCAUCAUUGCUCAGCACCCUGGAAGCCUUGGCUGAGAGGUGUGCCACUCUGGAGUUCGGCAUUCAGCAGUUUCGAGGAGAGCGGCCUUCCCAGCUGCAGGUGGAGAUGUCGAACCUGAGACAAAUGAUGCUGGGGCUCCACGAGGACCUUGCCAAGGAGCAGCCCCUGGCGGCCGAACAGGCCGCCCUUCUGCUGCAGCAGAUCGAGGAGGGCGACUUCAACAUUGAUGCAGAGUUGCAGAAGGAGCUCGUGCGGUUGGAGCGGCGGGGAGAGGCCUUGCAGGAGCUCAUCGAUCAGUUUGUAACGACACCGGAGGAUGCAGACAUCGGCCAGAAAAGGGCGUUGGUGCUGCAGCGUCUCGCAGCUUUACGGGCGGGCCUGGCGGAGGAGGUCGCCAAGCGAGAUCGGGCUGAUGAUGAGGUGGUGCAGGCCAUCAAUGCCUACACUGCGACGCUCCAUCGAAGCCUGAGUACAGCAAACGCCUAG